Messenger RNA from Linum trigynum, 3020 nucleotides. NCBI's taxonomy places the organism in Eukaryota, Viridiplantae, Streptophyta, Magnoliopsida, Malpighiales, Linaceae. The record is from the annotation of a GenBank genome assembly.
AACAGAGGAAAGAAGACUCCUGGCGGCGCCACUUCAAUCUCAAAGACUCAAACCAUGCUUCCUUCUCAGUUCGCUGGUUAGUCCUUUCUUUCUUGCUUCCCUCCUUGCCUCUCCCUCGAGUUCGAAACUGAAAUCCGGCCUGUUUAAUUCUUGAUUUUGUACGGAUGGCCUUGGGGUUUCCGGACCAAGAAGCAGAAGCCGCAGUUCUAGGUACUGGCGGAAACCUUUCAGAGUGGUAACUUGUAGCUUAUUUUGCAAAACCCAUGUUGAAUAUUAUUCCAUGGUUUCCUGAAUAUUAUUCCAUGGUUUCCUAAAAGAAGUUGUGCUGAAAGCUUUUGCUCCACAACCAGAAUCGUGAUGUGCUUCUCAUUUGGGUACAGUCUGACUUCAUAACUUCAUUUGUGUCUACCAAAUUACCAAUAAACCAAGCCUCUCUUUUAUUAAUAUCAAGCAUCAGCACAAUCUCUGCACAUUUCUCCAGCCUUCUCUUCUCCAGUUUGUUUGUGGUGAGAGGCUCUACUGCCAUAGCCGAAGCACCGUGUUUCUCUGUGAACUCUUGAUCAUUACCUCUGAGGACUCAUAUUCAUGGUUAUGUUAUCGAACUUGGUUUAAGUAACGAUGUUUUCACCCAAAAAAAUCUGAUCAGAAUGUACUCAAAAGGUGGCCGCUUGCCUGAUGAAUGUAAGGUGUUUGAUGACAUGCCUCAGAGAAAUAUGGUUUCUUGGGCUUUGCUCAUAUCUGGUGCUGUUCAGGGGUGCGAAACUGAAUUGGGAUUAGAGACGUGAUUGGAUAUGGCAAGAUGAGUUUGUUCUUGGUAGUGUUAUGAAGAGGUGUACUUCUAUGGAAGCUGGAAUUUUUGGUGUGUCUAUUCAUUGUUGGGACUUGGGUGCUAGUUCGGCAAUUCAACUUUGAGUUUCUCUGUAAAAUGGAGGAAACUGAAGCUGCAGAUAGAGUUUUCAAGUAUAUGGAGAAAGUAGAUGUCGGUUGUUGGAAUUCUAUCCUCGGUGGAUAUGCCCACGUGGGGUUUGACGUUGAAGCUCUGAGCAUUGCAUCCUCAAUGUGAUGUCAAGGACUAAAGUUUGACAAAUAUACCUUUGUCAGCUCUCUUCAAGGAAGUUAAGUGGAGUCAGAUUUGCAUUUUUGGAGGCAGAUUCAUGGACUGAUUCUCAGAACUGAAGAAGUUAUAGUAUGUCUGUAAGAAUGCUCUUAUGGACAUGUACACCAAGAAUGCCAGGGUAGAUUGUGCAAUGGAAGUUUUUGGGAAAAUGGUUGAUAGGUAUAUUUUCACAUGGAAUACUGCAUUUGGUUGCCUUACUCAUACCAAGGGUUCGAAGAAAGUCGUGAACUUCUUUCCCAAUUUUAUGUUAAGCAGCAUAAGUCCCAAUCAUAUUACAUUCUCAUUGCUAUUUAGGCUAUGUGGGGAGCUAGUGGAUGAUGUGAUUCUUGGUCUUCAGUUUUGUCCUCUUGCAGUCCACUUUAGAUUCUUUCAUGAAGUAAACGUAACAUCUUCUCUUGUUAAGCAGCAUAAGUCCCACAUGUCUGUCAGAAAAUAGUUCAACUUAUUCAUGGAGAUCAAAUCUGGAUUUGCUUCUCAUGGGAACUGUUGCAGCUCUCUAGUCUAAGGCUGUGCUAAACUGCGUAUGUUUCCUGAUUCUUCCUUCUUCUUUUUACGCAGUGGCAGAAGAAUUGAUUUAGCUUCUUGGGGUACCAUGUUAUUCGCAUUGUUAAAUCAAGGCCAUGAACAAUAAGCCGUCAGAUUUUGAAAUCUCUACUAGAAACUGGUGGGAGACCUGAUGAAUUUAUUCUGGGUAGUAUUCUUGGCAGUUGGUGGCAGUAGCGGCGGUUAUUUUAGGAUCAAAGCUGGCCAACCUGUUGUCACCAAAUUAAGUUACGAUGAAGACACAUUUGUUGCUAGUGCAAUGCUAGACGGCAAUGCAAAAUGUGGAGACAUCACAAGUGCAAGAACUGUUUUUUAUCAAUCACCAAGAUUCCAUGAUGUCGUCCUAUACAAUGCUAUGAUCAUAUGUUAUGCCCAUCAUGGUCUAGGCUUAGAAGCUCUAGAUAUGUUUGGGGAGAUGAAGGAAGUCGAUCUCCAGCCCAACCAAGCUAAGUUCGUGUCGAUCAUAUCCGCAGUGGUCAUUUGGUGGUAUAGUCUACGAAGGAUGCCUUUUGUUUGAAUCAAUGAUGUCAGAACAGGGUCUGGAACCUUCCCUGAUAAUUAUGGUUGCUUGGUGGACAUGAUUUUCCAAAAUGGGCACCUUGAAGAUGCUAAGAGGAUAUUCGAACCAAUGCAGUUUCCUCCAUGGCCUCCUAUCUUGGGAUCUCUGCUGAGGGGUUGCAGGACAUACGGACACAAGGUGGUGGUAUAAUGGGCAGCUGCAAAGUUGAUUCGUUUGGUUCCCAUGAAUGAUGCUUACUUAUGCGCUGAGGUUUAAGGUUCAUUCUGAGAGUGGUAACUGGGAAGUUGUAGUGAGUAUCAGCGGACCUAUCUCUGAGAUGGACCUCGGAAAGACUGCGUGACAGAGUUGGAUUGAGGUCAACCAAGGGUAGCUGCUGAUGCAAGUAAAACUAUGGGGAACUUGGAAAUGGUCAUUGAUUAAUAGAUUACUGAGCGGUUUAUGGUGCAGUGGAAGAGUCACUUUGAACCUCUACGCUGAAGAUUUUCUUUAGCUCUGCAGCGAUGUUGUGGUCCAUAAACCGUUUUGAAACUAUUGGCAACAGGAAUGGACUAGCACUUUCCAAGUACAGGGCUAGAGGGAAAGCGGAGAGUAGUUUGGUCUGUGCUACUUUUCUAUGUCACUGGAGAUUACUUACAUGAGAAGGUGUUCAAACAGUUGAUUGACAAAGAUACAAGGUUAGUGGUUGAGCUUUUCCUUUUCUUGAUGAAAAGUGCUUUUCCUUGAAUAAACAAAUAAAUAAUCAUCCAAACGUGAGCAAAGAAGCUUUAUUUCCCCUUCAUCCUUUAUUUAAUGUGGAGGAAUAAUUAGGACAAUUUUACUCAAUAAACCACUUAAAUAUUC